UCACUAUAUUGUCAACUCCAAAAAGUACCUGGAUUAAUAUAAUAUACUCAAAACCCUAGUACACAGUACACUUGUGCAUUUGGAUUUUAAAAUGGAUUCAUCAUUGCCCAAGUACACAGGUGUCAGGUUGAGGAAGUGGGGUAAAUGGGUGGCCGAGAUUCGCCUCCCUAACAGCCGCGAGAGGAUCUGGCUCGGCUCCUUCGACACUGCUGAGAAGGCCGCGCGUGCUUUCGAUGCGGCUCUUUACUGCCUCCGUGGCCCUGGUGCACGUUUCAACUUCCCUGAUAAUCCUCCGAAUAUUCCCGGGGGACGUUCUCUGACGCCGCAGCAGAUUCAGGUGGCAGCUAGCCGUUUCGCCUGCGAGGAACCACCGUUACCACCGCAGCAACAACAACAACAACAACCAACGUCGCCACAUGGCGAUAAGAUGGAGGAAGGAGGAGUUAUUUCAGCACGUGGGGAAACUAGUGGUGGUAGUGGCGGGCCUACGUUAGGACCAAUUGAGGAAAAUAGUAACAACCACGAGGAUAUUUGCAUUAGCAAUACUAAUAACAAUGAUACGUCGGCGUAUUGGCCUUUUCUGUGGGAAGAGAAUCUUGUGGUUCCUACAAUGUCGCAAGAGUUUGGUACUUAUUUCAUGGACGAUGAUUCGACCAAUUUGUAUUUCCCGUCGACACAACAUGAUCUCUCAUCUGAUUUUUACUACGAUGAUGGAGCAUCUGUUGCUGAAGAUGAUUUCUCUCAUUACAGUAUCAACCUUUGGAAUUUCUGAGAUCCGACUUUUUAUCGGUGAUCUUGGACCAUAUAUUCCAUCGUUAUUCAAGGUAAAUCAUUAAGGUUAUCGCCUCUUCUGGUUCAUCCUUUUAUUUUAUUUUUUAAAUAUCAGUUUGCCUCGCAUGUUAUUUGGUUUAUGUCUAUGUGCUCUGUAUUACAUAGCACAUUACUUCCACUUUAGUUUUCUUUCCAGGAUUGGUUUGAUUUAUUUGUACAAGCCAAUCUUGACCCCUAUUGUUUGGUCAUAUAUGGUUUCCAAAGUUUAUACAAUAAGGUUCGUUGCAUAUGUAUUUCUAUAAGUGCUAAUGUUUUGUUGGG
This is a messenger RNA of Eruca vesicaria subsp. sativa (arugula), 1092 nucleotides long. Lineage: Eukaryota; Viridiplantae; Streptophyta; Magnoliopsida; Brassicales; Brassicaceae. The record is from the annotation of a GenBank genome assembly.